Molecule: messenger RNA, 2176 nt
Organism: Danio rerio (zebrafish)
Lineage: Eukaryota; Metazoa; Chordata; Actinopteri; Cypriniformes; Danionidae
Gene: ca8
Product: carbonic anhydrase 8 (inactive)
Molecular function (GO): zinc ion binding; carbonate dehydratase activity
Source: RefSeq, marked validated
ACUUUUGGUUUGCUGUGGAGCUGCUGCAGGGAGGAGGACAGAGAGCUCUUCACUCAGACAAGAGGAGAGGAGAACUCAUUAUUUUCAAUGGAAUGACGACUAGUUUCUGUCCUGAGUCAGUGUGGUUGGUGUGCCUUUGAAGCUAUUGAGAUCAAUCACUUCCAUUUGUAUUGUGAUACAUCAGUUUCUUCAUGUUUUAUGGGUGGGAGGUGAGCAAACGAGGAGGAAGGGUCAGAAAGAAUUAGUUUUUGACAUCUGGACAGAACGUGAGCCGUGGAGAGAAGAUUGAGUUGCCAUGGCUGAUAAUGUUAUUGAAGAGAGCGGUAAUUACCCUGGAAAGGAUGAGCUGGACUGGGGAUAUGAAGAAGGUGUUGAAUGGGGUCUUCUGUUUCCUGAGGCCAAUGGAGAGUACCAGUCCCCUAUAAACCUCAACUCACGCGAGGCUCGCUAUGACCCGCAGCUGCUGGACGUGGGGCUCAACCCAAACUAUGUGGUCUGCCGCGACUGUGAAGUCAUUAAUGAUGGUCACACUGUGAGGAUCAUGCUGAAAUCCAAAUCUGUUGUUACUGGAGGUCCUCUCCCCAGUGACCAUGAGUAUGAGCUGAGCGAGGUGCGCUUUCACUGGGGCAAAGAAAACCAGAGAGGAUCUGAACACACUGUCAACUUCAAGGCUUUUCCAAUGGAGCUUCAUCUAAUACACUGGAACUCUACAUUAUUCAACAGCGUGGAGGAGGCCAUGGGCAAGAAAAGAGGCAUUCUCAUCAUCGCCCUGUUUGUGCAGGUUGGGAAGGAACAUCUUGGUCUGAAGGCCAUCACAGACGUCCUGCAGGACCUGCAGUAUAAGGGGAAGACUAAAAUAAUUCCAUGUUUUAAUCCCAACACAUUACUCCCUGAUCCUCUAUUAAGAGAUUACUGGGUGUAUGAGGGCUCUUUAACCACCCCGCCCUGUAGUGAGAACGUCACCUGGAUUCUGUACCGUUACCCUUUGACCAUCUCUCAGAUGCAGAUUGAAGAGUUUCGUCGCCUUAGGUCCCAUGUUAAAGGAGCAGAGCUUCCAGAAGGCAAUGAUGGGAUGCUGGGGGACAACUUUAGACCGACCCAACCACUGAGUGACAGGGUGGUCAGGGCAGCCUUCCAGUAACACCCCCGCAGCGGGACCAUUUUAAUCUGCCAUGGCUAUUAGACAUGACAAAGAAAUCAAGAUAAAGGCUGAACAACAUCCUGGCUAUGUGAAAGUUCAUCACUUCCUGUAGAGCUGGGCAUCCUUUUCUAUUUCAGUGUCCUGAGUGCGGCCCGAUGUGUGCAGAAGCUACAGUGAGCAUGAAGAAACACUCUGUAAUACGUUUGUAUGAAGAAGGACUAACGCUUGAAGAAUAUUCAGCAGUUAUGAAUUUUAACAAUAUGUAGCACGUGUGUAAUCCUAUAAAUGCUGCUUUAUAGGAAUCUCAUACAAUAUUCAUAACUGAUGUGUGAUGUAGACAUUACUGACAAACUUAAUAUUACAUGAGCAGAUACCAUUUAUUGAUGUUUUCAUGUCUGUGCAUUGAUUGCGUUCAAAUGUUAUAAUUGAAAUUAAUUAUUGUUGUUUAAUUUACUGAUUGACUAAAGCUCCAAACAUUGUUUUGAUGAGUUUCUUUUCUUUACCUGUGCUAUGAUGAACAGAGUAUGAAGGACCAUGUAUGUAGUAGACUCUGUUAGUGUUAGCUUUAGAUCUGUGUUGAUGGUCUGUACUUGUUAUUAUGCUCACAUCUGCAUAUUUAAGAAGGUGGCAUACAGCAUUUCAACUGGUCUUUUGCUCUGUCAUUAUCUUGCUUUACGCAACUUUUUAGCAAGGUUACCCAUUUGUAGAGCUGCAAAAAGGAAACAUGAUUCACUGAGAGAUAUGUGUGUCUGUAUGUCAUUUUUUAAAAAACAUGACGAGCCACAGAUUGUGCAGUUCUCAUGGGAAACCACGUUCAGAUAAAAAGAACUGCUGUUGCGUACCUUGAAAUCCCCUUUGCAUGAUAAUGAUUGACAUCUAAGAGCAAGGAUCUGCAGCCUGGCAUUUAUAACAGAAAUCACAGCGUCAUUGCUCACUGGGAUUUCCACUGUACAUUUUGUGCAGCAGUACUUACGUUGUCAUGUGCUUAGGCUUGUGUUUUAAAUAAAGUUAAAGAUUUUAAGGCAUUUUAUGUUA